CCACAACACACCGACUCACCUCCGCGCACUCUGACCCCGACCGACGCGGCGGACGGGCGGGCGCUGUGGCCAACCGCUGAGCCCGCUGCCGGCCCCUUUGACCAAUGAGCUGCAGCCGGGCGGGGCUUCUUCUCCCCAAACGCUCGCUCUCCCGCCGACAUGCGCGCUAAGUUGAUGAAUAACUGAAGACAGCUUCUCUGAGCCUGUUUCCUCAACUGUAAAAUGGAGAUAAUGCCUAUAUCACCAAUAUAGUGAAGAAAGUGCCCACCCAGCAUAAGGUGCAUUGUGGAUGCUGUCCUUGAAGUUUCUGCUUAAUGGGCUCAAUUCUUCUGGUACCGUGACAGCAUGAGAACAUGGCACUCUCCUUCAAAGAAGACAACUCCCUCCACAUUACAGUCAAAGACCCAGAGAAGCAUUCUAGGAACAAAGCAGCAGGCAGCUCGCGAACACAAACCCGGGGCCAGCCGCCUACUGCUGCUGCUGCCGCUGCCGCCGCCGCCGCCGCCGCCGCUGCCUCCGCCGGCUCUGCGAACCCGGGACUUUUCAUGCACCACACUCUCCGCCUGCUUCCCUCCGUGUCCUGAAAAGUGCGACCGUUCUCCCAAGGAAUUUCCACGGUCUUAGGAGGGAAUGAUUCCCCAGUAAUAUUCCCUGCCCUGACCCAAGGUGCCGCUUGGCCUCCCUCCCAGGGAAGACUGCUUCUUGUGUAACGCCGGCCACAGAAAGAGACUCCGAUGGACUUACACCGGGCAGCCUUCAAGAUGGAGAACUCAUCCUACCUUCCCAACCCUCUGGCAUCCCCAGCACUGAUGGUCCUGGCAUCCACGGCUGAGGCCAGCCGUGAUGCUUCCAUCCCUUGUCAGCAGCCCCGACCCUUUGGUGUACCUGUCUCAGUUGACAAGGACGUGCAUAUUCCUUUCACCAACGGUUCCUAUACCUUUGCCUCUAUGUACCAUCGGCAAGGUGGGGUGCCAGGCACUUUUGCCAAUCGUGAUUUCCCCCCUUCUCUACUACACCUCCACCCUCAAUUUGCUCCCCCAAAUCUAGAUUGCACCCCAAUCAGUAUGCUGAAUCAUAGUGGUGUGGGGGCUUUCCGGCCCUUUGCCUCCACCGAGGACCGGGAGAGCUAUCAGUCAGCCUUUACGCCGGCCAAGCGUCUUAAGAACUGCCAUGACACAGAGUCUCCCCACUUACGCUUCUCAGAUGCAGAUGGCAAGGAAUAUGACUUUGGGACACAGCUGCCAUCUAGCUCCCCUGGUUCACUAAAGGUUGAUGACACUGGGAAGAAGAUUUUUGCUGUCUCUGGCCUCAUUUCUGAUCGGGAAGCCUCAUCGAGCCCAGAGGAUCGGAAUGACAGAUGUAAGAAGAAAGCAGCGGCAUUGUUCGACAGCCAGGCCCCAAUUUGCCCCAUCUGCCAGGUCCUGCUGAGGCCCAGUGAGCUGCAGGAGCAUAUGGAGCAGGAACUGGAGCAGCUAGCCCAACUGCCCUCGAGCAAGAAUUCCCUUCUGAAGGAUGCCAUGGCUCCAGGCACUCCCAAGUCCCUCCUGUUGUCUGCUUCCAUCAAGAGGGAAGGAGAGUCUCCAACAGCAUCACCGCACCCAUCUGCCACCGAUGACCUCCACCACUCAGACAGAUACCAGACCUUUCUGCGAGUACGAGCCAACCGGCAGACCCGACUGAAUGCUCGGAUUGGGAAAAUGAAACGGAGGAAGCAAGAUGAAGGGCAGGUAUGUCCCCUGUGCAACCGCCCCCUGGCAGGAUCGGAGCAGGAGAUGAGUAGGCAUGUGGAGCAUUGCCUUUCUAAGAGGGAAGGCUCCUGCAUGGCUGAGGAUGAUGCUGUGGACAUCGAGCAUGAGAACAACAACCGCUUUGAGGAGUAUGAGUGGUGUGGACAGAAGCGGAUACGGGCCACCACUCUCCUGGAAGGUGGCUUCCGAGGCUCUGGCUUCAUCAUGUGCAGCGGCAAAGAGAACCCGGACAGUGAUGCUGACUUGGAUGUGGAUGGGGAUGACACUCUGGAGUAUGGGAAGCCACAAUACACGGAGGCUGAUGUCAUCCCCUGCACAGGCGAGGAGCCUGGUGAAGCCAAGGAGAGAGAGGCACUCCGGGGCGCAGUCCUAAAUGGCGGCCCUCCCAGCACGCGCAUCACAUCUGAGUUCUCUAAAUGGGCCAGUGAUGAGAUGCCAUCCACCAGCAAUGGUGAAAGCAGCAAGCAGGAGGCCAUGCAGAAGACCUGCAAGAACAGCGACAUCGAGAAAAUCACCGAAGAUUCAGCUGUGACCACGUUUGAGGCUCUGAAGGCUCGGGUCAGAGAACUUGAACGGCAGCUAUCUCGUGGGGACCGUUACAAAUGCCUCAUCUGCAUGGACUCGUACUCGAUGCCCCUAACGUCCAUCCAGUGUUGGCACGUGCACUGCGAGGAGUGCUGGCUGCGGACCCUGGUGAGGUGGCAUGGGGGUCGGGGAAUCGGUGGCCACUCCGGGCACUGCCCAGAUGUCUGUGCUUAUGCCUGAGCCUGCCUGGGGGAAGUGGGGAGCAUGGGGCAAAGGAGAACAGAGCCAGGAGCCAGGAUAUUUACCCCCAGGAUAUUUACCCCCAGGCUCGCUGCCUCUCCUCCCCAACUGCAGGUUUAGGAACUUCUGCCCCUCCAUGAGUUCACUGCAUUCUCCCUUCCCCUCCCCCUGUCCCCCGAAGGCCCACUGCAUCACACAGACUGGUGAGGCCUGGGGUUGGGAGGAGGCUGGCUGUGGGUAAACAGGACCAGGGCCUUGGCCCCUCCCCCUCCCAUUACUAAGCUCCUUCUGCUCCUGCCCCUGUUCUUCGCUCAGGAGCAGCCAUUAAAAUGUCGCCCGGAGACAGCAAUAAAAGGCUCGGACGUGGGCUCUGUGUCCUGAUCAAAGGCCGCGUGUAAUCUCGUUAGGGCUGCGGCUGCCACAGCUGGACCCAGCCUUGUUCUCAUUACCGGGGCUCCUGCUGUGGGGCUGGCCAGGCGGUUUGAUCCUGGCGUCCCCCCAACACAGGAGCGUGCCUGCCUGCUCGCAGAAGCUGCCUAUGCGUCCCCAGCCUGGGCUGACAGGACCAAGGUCCCAGCACACACUGGUGCAGAGAGACAUGGCUGCAGGCCCAGGUGCUCACAUGCGCACAGGUGGCACAUUGUGUAGACCAGAGCCCUCCCUGUUCUCCCUGCAGGGUGCCAAGAAGCUCUGCCCUCAGUGCAACACGAUCACAGCACCCGGAGACCUGCGGAGGAUCUACUUGUGAGCUAUCUGCCCCAGGCAGGCCUCGCCUCCAGCAGCCCCACCUGCCCCCAGCCUCUGUGACAGUGACCCUCUCCCUUUGUACAUACUUGCACACAGGUUCCCCAUGUACAUACAUGCACAUACUCACAUAUGCGUACACACACACACAUUUACACACGCAGGACUCUGGAGCCAGAGUAGAGGCUGUGGCCCAGGCACUACCUGCUGGCUCCCACCUAUGGUUUGGGGGCCAUACCUGUUCCAGCUCUGUUCCCAGGGUGGGGCAGGGAGGUGGGGGUUGGGGGAGUAGUGGGGCACGGCUCCUAAGAUCCAGCCCCCAGACUGACAGACGGACAGACAUGCAAACACCAGACUGAAGCACAUGUAAUAUAGACCGUGUAUGUUUACAAUGUUGUGUAUAAAUGGGACAACUCCUCGCCCUCUACCUGUCCCCUCCCCCUUUGGUUGUAUGAUUUUCUUCUUUUUUAAGAACCCCUAGAAGCAGUACCUCCUUCAGGGUUGGCUGGGGGCUCGGCCCAUCCACCUCUUGGGGUACCUGCCUCUCCCUCUCCCGUGGUGUCCCUUCCCUCUCCCAUGUGCUCGGUGUUCAGUGGUGUAUAUUUCUUCUCCCAGACAUGGGGCACACGCCCCAAGGGACAUGAUCCUCUCCUUAGUCUUAGCUCAUGGGGCUCUUUAUAGGGAGUUGGGGGGUAGAGGCAGGAAACGGGAACCGAGCUGAAGCAGAGGCUGAGUUGGGCUAGAGGACAGUGCUCCUGGCCACCCAGCCUCUGCCGAGAACCAUUCCUGGGAUAAGAGCUGCCUUUCCCAGGGAAAAAGUGUCGUCUCCCCGACCCUCCCGUGGGCCCUAUGGUGUGAUGCUGUGUCUGUAUAUUCUAUACAAAGGUACUUGUCCUUUCCCUUUGUAAACUACAUUUGACAUGGAUUAAACCAGUAUAAACAGUU
Symphalangus syndactylus (siamang) is the source of this 4202-nucleotide messenger RNA. It is a transcript of the gene RNF220, whose product is annotated as ring finger protein 220. Gene Ontology annotation, biological process: protein ubiquitination. Lineage: Eukaryota; Metazoa; Chordata; Mammalia; Primates; Hylobatidae. Gene Ontology annotation, molecular function: metal ion binding; ubiquitin protein ligase activity. The record is from RefSeq and is a predicted model, not a curated record.